CACCACAGGCUUGAACAACAACAGGCCAUCUCAAGCCAUGGUGGUGUUUGUUGCCAUUUACCACCAAAAAAAAACAACUCUUUAAUUCUUCGAAGAAAUCCGAAUUCUGCCGAGGAGAGAGAAAAAGCAGUCGUUGAUCACUUUCAGCGAAGAUGGAGAAGGAAGAAACGGUGAAAUUGAUCAGCUCUGAGGGCUUCGAAUUCGUCAUUGAUAGGAAAGCUGCUAUGGUUUCUCAAUUUCUUCGCAAUUUGCUUACUUCUCCAGGGAAUUUUGCUGAAACGGAAAAUGGUAUUGUGAGAUUUCCGGACAUCAGUACUACUAUAUUGGAGAAAAUUUGUCAGUAUUUCUACUGGUCUCGUCAGUAUGCUAGUGGAAAGGAGACCGAAUUCCACAUUGAACCUGAACUUACUCUGGAUCUGAUGAUGGCUGCUAAUUAUCUUCAUACAUGAGAAGAAUCUCCUUCUCUUUCUUAUCGUGGCAUUCUCUAGUUAAUGUGGUAAUCGUUUGGAGCUUUCCAUAUACUUCGUAUAUUGUUGAACACUACUUAUAACAAAGCAUCAAACAGGGAGUUUCACCCCCAUUCAAUGGACUUCUACUAAUUGAUUAUGUCCAGCUUGAUUAAUUUGGAUUUUCUUUUCCACUUUUGUUUAGGGGUGCUCAAGGAUGCCUCUUAAGAAGUAUGAACUUUCAGAAAUUUACUGCUUAUCUUCGUGUCUUUGCUGUUAACUCUGGUCCCUGGAUCUCUCAGUACAGGGACCUGGUGUAGAUUGUGUUGUAGGAUUAGGACUGAUUGUUAAUGACUCACAGAAAGUUCGUCUGGGAUACUGAAACUGAAGUAUAUAACAUCUUAAUUUAGACUAAGAAGAGAACUUGUAUGCUUAAUAGACUGGAAGUUAUUUAUUCUUGUCUGAUACUGACUAGGAAUUGCUGCUGUUUGCUUAUACCUUUCUUCAUCCAUGCAUUAUGUAGUCGUUAGUCCUUCAGCCCUAUGGCAGGACGGAUUUUAUGGUAAUGGAUAUUUUACAAAAAGUAUUGGGGAAUGGACAAAUGAUUCAAUUUUA
Chenopodium quinoa (quinoa) is the source of this 1061-nucleotide messenger RNA. RefSeq names its product elongin-C-like. The record is from RefSeq and is a predicted model, not a curated record. Gene Ontology annotation, biological process: ubiquitin-dependent protein catabolic process. NCBI's taxonomy places the organism in Eukaryota, Viridiplantae, Streptophyta, Magnoliopsida, Caryophyllales, Amaranthaceae. The coding region runs from base 153 to 449 and encodes 98 amino acids. Gene Ontology annotation, molecular function: protein-macromolecule adaptor activity. Gene Ontology annotation, cellular component: elongin complex. The transcript is spliced from 3 exons.